Chelmon rostratus (copperband butterflyfish) is the source of this 5599-nucleotide messenger RNA. RefSeq lists its product as uncharacterized. The coding region runs from base 241 to 2955 and encodes 904 amino acids. The record is from RefSeq and is a predicted model, not a curated record. Gene Ontology annotation, cellular component: cytosol; Golgi apparatus. The transcript has 10 exons. Lineage: Eukaryota; Metazoa; Chordata; Actinopteri; Chaetodontiformes; Chaetodontidae. Gene Ontology annotation, molecular function: dynactin binding; cytoskeletal adaptor activity; dynein complex binding. Gene Ontology annotation, biological process: protein localization to organelle; regulation of microtubule cytoskeleton organization; microtubule anchoring at microtubule organizing center.
CCGGGUGGGAGGAAGGGAAGCGGUUGUUCAGCACCGUGGGCUGGUACCCCUGGAUACUAUCGAGAUUAGCAACCGUUGCCGCUGACAGCUCCCGGAGAAAGUACACAAGUAACGUUUGCUUACAAGUGGCGAGCCUCGUCUUUGGAAUAAAACCAGGGGUGUGGAGUAAUGAGAGAGGAGGAGUGAAGGAGGCAGCUGUCCCCAUAGAACAUUGGCAGACAAGUGGGAGGCCAGGCAAGGAUGCUGGAGGCAGAUGCAGACCCAGCAGGUCAAACGGCGGAGGGAGAAGGGGAGGCAGAGAUGGGGAGCAGAGACUUGAAGGCUGAAGUGGUGCGGCUGACUCUUGAGCUCCAGGAGGCCACUGAGGAAAAGCUACAGGCAGCCCGCUAUGGCUUGGUGGUGUUGGAGGAAAGUGCUGCUCUCAAGAUGAAACACAGGCAACUGGAAGAAGAGCAUGAAGCCCUCAAAGGAGAGCUACAGCAGCUCAAAGAGGCAUUUGCAGAUUCCGUGAGCAGCCAGAAGCGUGCAGCUGCUGAUGGAGAGUGCCGGGAGGAGAGCUUGCUGCAGGAGACAGCCAGUAAGGAGGCUGCCAUGGCAACCCGCAUAGAGGAAGUCCAGGCAGACCUCAAGCAAGCGCGCCUUGCUCUGAGCAAUGCUCACGCAGAGAUCGAUAGACUGGGGGUGUGCUCCACCCAGCUAAAGAAGGAGUGUGAGUGUCUGGAGGCAGAAAAGGGCCAUUUGAGGGAUGAGAUAAAGGAAUAUAAAGUACGUGAGCUGCGGCAGUUGCAGGACAAUGCUGAGCUCGAAGAUGAGAACAUAUCUCUGCAAAAACAGGUGUCUGUCCUCAAGGAAAACCAGGUUGAGUUUGAAUCGAUAAAGCUGGAGCUGACCCAGAAGAACGAUGAGCAGGAGGAGCUGCGAGCUCAGCUGGACGAGGCAGCGAGGCUGAGGGAGAUAGCAGAGAGGCAGCUGGAUGAGGCCCUGGAAGCCCUGAAGGAGGAGAGGGAGCAGAAGAACAGUCUGCGGCGAGAACUCUCUGCCCUGACCCUUAACCCCUUUGAUUCUGUGGGGAACCUGGAGCUCCACUUGGAGCAGCUGGAUGACAGCCAGGAGGAGGGCCAGGGAGGAGAGGGAGAAGGUGAGGGUGAGGGAGAGGACCAGGACAGUGGCAUUAAUAAUGGUCCUGGGUCUGCUCCCGGUUCUGCUCACCCUCCUCACUUGGGAGGCUCCAAAAGUAAUGGCCUCAUCCAUCGCUACUCCACUCCACGCAACAGUGAUGUAUUCCUGCGUGCUCCAGCUUCUGGGUUGGUGUCAGACCUGCUGAGUGAGCUACACUUUUCAGACAGCCAGAAACUAAAACAGCAACUCCUACAGGCAGAACGAGAGAAGUCCACUUUGGUUGACAAGGUAGAAGAACUGCAGAUGCAGCUGGUAAUGUCCAAACAGGCACUCAGUCAGCAAGAGGACAAGGUUGGAUCUCUCACCCAACAGCUGGAAGCUGUGCAGAACAGCCAGCAGCACAACCAAGAGGCAGACGACAGGGGGGAUCAUGAAGCAGAAAAUGGAGAUGGUGGGAAUGCGGCCUUUGACUAUGAGGUCGACACCAAGAGCAAGGAGGUGCUGGAAGCACGUAUGCGUUCAGCCAGUGAAGAGCUUCUGAAGCUGCGAGAUGAACUAUCUCAGGCAGGAGCUCGUUAUAACACCCUGGAGCAACGAUACAAGCAGGAGAAGGAUCGCUGGCGGGCAGAGGCCCAGGAGCUGGCUGACAAGAUCCGUCAAUGCAUCAAGUCCAGCAAGCAGGACCAGGAGCGCAUCAGUGAGCUGGAGAAGGAGAUUGGAGCCACUAGGAAAGUGGCAAUUGAUUCAGAAGGGCACUUGAGCGUUGCCCAGGAAGAGCUGCUGGCCUUCUCCGAAGAGCUGUCCAACCUUUAUCACCACAUCUGCGUGUGCAACAACCUGACACCCAAACGAGUCACCCUGGACUAUUACCGUGAUGGUGCCAGGGCAAGUGGUGGCGGAGGUAGUGCACGAAGAUCACACUACGUCUACCCUCAGCAUAACACCCAGAAGAAGCCGCGAGCCAAUGACAUGUUCAUCUCCAAAGCCUCAGCAUUGCAGUUUAUGGGGGAGGUGGACAGUGCAGGGGGUAGCGGAGACUCUCCUAACUGCCCUGGAUCCCCCACCCUGGAUUUCAGGGACCCUUCCAAUGUCCGCAACUUGGUAGCAGUCAUCCGUUGCCAGAUCAAACACCUCCGGGUGGCAGUGGACCUCUGUCGUCAGAGGGGCGCGAUGCCUUACUCAGGGUUGAGCAGCAGUGGAGAGUCAGAGCGGGAUGCUGAAAGCCUCUUGGAAGAAGUACUGAAACUCAAGUCCCUUCUCAGCACCAAGAGGGAACAGAUUGCUACCCUCAGGACUGUCCUCAAGGCAAACAAACAGACUGCAGAGUUGGCCCUGUCCAAUCUAAAAACCAAGUAUGAGACAGAGAAGAGCAUGGUGUCAGAGACCAUGAUGAAACUGCGGAAUGAGCUCAAAGCCUUGAAGGAGGACGCCGCCACCUUCUCAUCACUCCGAGUCAUGUUCGCCAGUCGGUGUGACCAGUAUGUCACCCAGCUGGAUGAGAUGCAGAGGCAGCUGGCAGCAGCCGAGGAUGAGAAGAAGACACUGAAUUCACUGUUGCGUAUGGCCAUACAGCAGAAACUGGCUCUUACUCAGCGUUUGGAAGACCUGGAGGCCCCUCUGUCUCCCCACAGCUUGAACAGCAGCCCCCGCCGCUCCCGCGCCAAAGAGCUGGCCACCAAGUCAGGCCGGGCUCCACGGAGCCCCCGAAGCAGUCCUGCACGCCCCCCACUGAGGAGCAGUCCACGGGCAAGCCCGGUUCUCGGCAGCAGCGUUCCGGCCAUGGCCACGCACCACUUGCGAAGUCUAACCCGAAGCCUCCACACGAGCCCUCGCUGAAACACUCCUUCCAUUACUCCAAACCCCCUUUUCUCCAUAAGGACCUGUCUUCAUGUUGACUCCCGGCUCCCACCUCCUUUCCUGACUCAAGACAUCCUGUCCAUCCCAGAUAUGAUGCAACAUUCCCCUCUCUACCCACCAGAACCAUGGAUUAAAAAAAGUAAAAAGUAAAAAAAUAUAUAUAAAUAAAUAAAAAUCUCUCAUCCAGCCCUCUUGGUUUUUCUGCUUGGAGUGGAGAAACCUGCAUGCAGCCUGGAGAAGGAUGAAGAGACAAACGUGCUGCUCAUUGCUCUGUGAAGUCAUUGAUUGUGUCUUGUCCAAAGUGGAUCCAACUUCCAUCUGGUCUUGUACAAGGCUGUGUGUUGUAGUGAACCAUUGACAGUGUUAUUCCAGAAUGAGAGACUUAUCAUGUACAGCAUCUACUGUCCUCAGACUUUGAUUCAAGGCUAUGAUCUGUUUUAAGGCUGUAUGUCUCUACACUCUUGCCUUUCGUCUGGCAUCCAGGUCAGGCCUGUCUGGCGACUUUUCGUGUCUGUAAACCCGUAGAUCAUCUGUGAUAGCGCUCCUGCGUAGUUGUUUUUAUAGAACAAGCCUUACUUCCAGAAAUGCUAUCCUACAAGUAGAGAGCUUGCUAAUGUAGGUUACUCCCUUUUACUGAUGAUACAGUGACAUGCCCUUUUUUAAUCCUGUGACGUGUCUGGCUCUUUGGCUUUUGCCUAUCAGCCGCACCCUUUAACUAGAGGCCAGUAAGCAUGCUGUUGCAUUGAUGGAACUAGAUCAGCCAUAAGUUCACCACCUCAGGUCAAACAGAGUAAUCAAACGCAAGAUGUGGGAGAUCUUUAAUGUGCGCCAUCAUACUUUGCAAACUAUGCAGACCAAGUCAGGGCAGUGCCUGUAUACUUCCUGCUGUUAUUUAGGAUCGGGUUGGUUUUUGGAACUUAACUUCACAUUCAGUCAAAAGCGACUGGCUGCAGCUAUUUUGCAACAGUCAUUUAGCAUCUCUCACAAUAAGUAGCUUUUAGAAGUCAUCUGGAGGUGCCAAGUGGUAUAAUUGCAGGCAUCCAAUUGAGUAUGCUGUUUGUGCUGCGGGUGCUAGACACUGUCUCACAUCACUCACAACUAAAAACUAAUACUAACUUGUUUUGGCCAUGCUCAUUUCUUUUUAUUACAGAAUCAUAGCAGUUCCCAUUCCGCUUCAACUUUUUCUCACUCCUUUGAACAGCUAAGCAACAAUACUCAUGUUUUGUGUUUCAUUGUUUGUCACCAUGCUUUUGUGUGCUACCAAAGCAAGCAUGUUGUAAUGAACUAGUGUUCCCCAGAGCAAGCUAGUCUUCUUCUCCUGUGGCUAAAGCAUCGAUAGUUUUCAGUUAGAAAUACUAAUAGUGCGAACAGGCUGCUGUUAGGGUUGCUGCUUGUAGGAAAAUGAAAUAAUAUGAUGAAAUAUUGCCCCAUAAUUUUUAAAAGCGUUACACAGUGCUUUCUGUCUAGUAGCACAUUCUGACUUGAAACAGAAUAAAUACAUUUUGCAAAACAAAAUAUUUCAAAGUGAGAUGUAACUCCAACUUGGCGUUGCUUUGCUAAGUCAGAGCUCCACGCGCCGGGGGCUGGGAUUGCAAAGAAAAAAUAUUUAUCUGUUGAUGCUCCAACAUUGUUUGCGUAUAGAGUAGAUGCCACGGCUGUGAUUUCAGGACAACAGUGCAUUUGUUAACACUGGCACUGUAACAACAACUGUCUCAUUGAAUGCAGUUUAAAUUCAAAUUGAAUUGACCUGAUGAGACCAAUAAUGAUCUUUUAGACCACAUUUGGAAAAGUGAGAAUUGAAUGCAAAAAAAAAAGUUGACGUUGAUUUUUUUGUAGGCCCAACUGUCCUGUGGUUCAGUAGAAGAGGACACAUCCUGCUGAUUUUAUUUUUAGUGCCUUGGUUUUGAUCUUGUCUGCUGUUCUUAGAUUACAUCACAUUUUCAGAAUUGAGGCUACUAUUCAACACUGUAGUUGUGAUGCUUUUGAAUCUGUCUUACUUUUGAAGAAACUCAUUGAGCAGUUUUAGCACUGAAUAAAGUAAUAUCUCAUUUUGGUAAAAUAUUUUCACUUUUUAGCUAGGAUGACCUAAUGAACUCAUAGUAUUAACUAAUGAAUAAUCUAACAUUAGCUUCCCCUGAAAUUAAUGGUUGUUAUCUAUAUUUAUUUUAGAGAACUGUUACAUGAAAAAAACCUACCGUCUGAAGAUUAUGAAUGCAGCAAAUUAAGAUCAGAUCGAAACAUAGUUUGAAUGUUAAGAUAUUAGGGUUUAAGGUUUUGAAAGUGAUAAUGCCUGUUUUUGGACCACCAGGGGAGCUGGUUGACUAUUCAUGAACUCUGCUAAAAAGUGGAAAUGCUUUAUCAUUAUGUCAUAUUGCUUGGAAGGUUGUAAAUGGAUUUCUGAAUCUAUUUAAUUCACUAUGUGCAGAUGUGUGUUUUAAUUUAAUUACCAGUGUAUGAUAUUUUAACUGUAUUUAUGUGGUCUGCAUUCUGUGUAAAUUGUUCUUGAGGAUGACGUGCACACACUCCGCAUAAAGCGUUUGAUGAUCCUCAACUUUUUAUUAUGUGUAUGCAAGUUCCUUUCACUGACCUUUGAACCACUUUUGUCAUGAAGAAUAAAAACAAG